Molecule: messenger RNA, 1211 nt
Organism: Arabidopsis arenosa
Lineage: Eukaryota; Viridiplantae; Streptophyta; Magnoliopsida; Brassicales; Brassicaceae
Source: the annotation of a GenBank genome assembly
AUCGAUCUUGUAAUUUUGUUUUCACAGGUCACUCGAGUUUAUCCAUUUUUAUUUUUCUUCUCGCCGUCGCCAUCACCGGAGAUAAUUUCCGUGGUGCUGCGUUUGGCCUCAAGGUUAUUUGAGAUCUCAAUUGAAGAAAGAAACAGAGAGAAGAAGAAGAAGACGAAGAACAUAAUCAAGGAAUUGAAAUUUGAUUCUGAUCUCUCUCUCACCAAAAACUAUGAACACGACGUUACGUUACGAUCCAAGACAGAUCUCGAGGCAAACGAAACCGUCUGAUACUCCAUCGUCUUCUCCGUCUCGUAGUCACCGGAGACAGCCUUUGCUUCAGAGAAGUCUCUCUUCUCCCUCACCAAGAGCUUCUUGCGGCGGAUCUACUCCCGCUGAGUUUUGCGGUGGUACGACGGCGAGUUGCGCCGCCGUUUGGUGUUGUUGUCCUUGUGGACUCGUUAACCUCCUCGUUCUCGCGAUCUACAAAGUUCCUAAAGGAAUCUGCCGUCGCGCUAUCCGUAAUCGCCGCCGUAAACAGCUCGUGAAGAACGGAAUCCUUCCGCCGCUUCCGACGGACGGGAAAAACGAGCGGAUGCAGAGAGUUUUUCAGAAUUCUGAAUUCGCGAUUCAUCCGUUGGAUAGCGAAGAUGUGUCUGACGACGAAGAUGAUGAUAAUUUCUUGGAUCUGAAGUAUAUCGGAAAAUCGGUAGCGGCGGCGGGGUUUACGACUGAGGAGGAAACUGAUGAAGACGACGAGGCGGUGUUAGCAUUAGAGAAAGAGAUGUGGAAUAGAUUUUACGGCGCUGGGUUUUGGCGAAGUCCGUCACAGAGAGAAUCGGUUUCGUCUCCGAGAGUUUCCAAGUCUCUUUCGUCAUCGCCGAGACCGUCGUUUACUGAAGUGUACCGGAAUAGGGACACAACGGUUAAAGGCGGAGGAGCUACGGUGGUGGCGGCGACACCAAGAGCCGUUAGGCAUUUUGAUUAGGAAAAAUAUGUCUCAAAAUGUCUUUUGUUAAUAGUUUCAUUCGUGUGGUGAGUUUUGUUGUGUGUAAGCUCAAAGUGUGUGUCAAAUCUUUGGAGUGUGAUUUUAUUUUCCGAUGGUAUUGGGGUUAUAUGACAAUUCGAACUGGAAUUGGUGUGUGAUGUGUGUUUUGUCGAAAUGUGACAUGACAUCUUGAUUAUCAUUAUGAUGGAGUGGAUAUUAAACGAGAUUAGUUCAA